UGCCUCACCCACAAAAACGCCCCCACCCUCGACCAUCAACUUCCAGGUCGACUGCGCCUCCAGCUGCAUACGUGCAAGCCUACGAAGCGUCCCUCGUCUAUGGACAAGAUCAUAUAGCGCAGAGUGUGCGCGAGAGAGGGGGGCGGGGAGGCCUGAUACAGUAUGCUGGUGAGGCGGACAAGGAGGUAUGGGCCGAUAGGUAUGUAUUCUUUCAGUCACAUAAAGUCUUGGGUAUGAGAUAUGCAAAGCGGGGUCAUGCGCUCGAUGAUGUGGACUGAUUUACAUGAUAUGAUACAUCUCUUGCCCAGUUUGCCAAGCGAAGGCCGCAAUCUAUCACUCAAAGCGUCAUCACCAACUCGAUCCUCUUCUUCCUGGUCCCUUCCAUCCGACACUGAAGAAACAUGGGCCCUAUCAGACGAAGAAGAAAUGGAGAUAUACAAGAAUGAGAAGAAGAAGAAAUGGAUGGAGGGUCUUCGAGCAGAAAGAUUGAGAGAGAGGGAGAGGGAGGAUAUGGAUCGGGGCAAGGCCGUGCAAAAGUCUGCUGAUGGGUGGGAUGAUGAUGAAGAGCCCCCUGAAGCAAUCCUCACACUCAUGGCCCACACCGCUCUAGCCCUGUCUGGCUCACCGAACCCCUCCGUUCUAGAGAUUCGGAUUCUCACAAACCACAGCAACGACGAGCGCUUUGCCUUUCUUCGGGGAAGAUACAGAAAGGCAUGGGAGGCGGCAAAGGGCAAGGUGAAGCGGGAAAAGGAGGAAAAGGCCAGGAAGGAGGAGAGGGAGCGGGGGCUGGGUGGGCUGGGUGGGUAUGGAAGUGGUAGUGAGAGCGAGAGUGAAGGGACACCAGAGCCGCCGCAUGAUGAACCACCGCCCCCGCCCGAGGACGAUCCCUUGCCUCCCUUGCCGCCUGCUAAUGAUGACGAAGAAGAAAAGAAAAGGCAGAGGCGACUGAGAGCCGAGGAGUGGAAACGCAAGCGGGCAGAGGCCAAGGGCUGAUCCCG
Molecule: messenger RNA, 998 nt
Organism: Cryptococcus amylolentus CBS 6039
Lineage: Eukaryota; Fungi; Basidiomycota; Tremellomycetes; Tremellales; Cryptococcaceae
Exons: 3
Coding region: 241-993 (250 amino acids)
Source: RefSeq, a predicted model, not a curated record